This is a messenger RNA of Miniopterus natalensis, 3050 nucleotides long. NCBI's taxonomy places the organism in Eukaryota, Metazoa, Chordata, Mammalia, Chiroptera, Miniopteridae. The record is from RefSeq and is a predicted model, not a curated record.
GCUGUCCUCUCGUUGCCGCCGGUUAGGUCCAUGGAUGAAAGCCCGUCCCUGCGGCGCAUGACGGCGAUGCGGGAGAAGGGCCGGCGCCAGGCGGUGCGGGGCCCGGCCUUCAUGUUCAACGACCGCGGCACGAGCCUGACGGCCGAGGAGGAGCGCUUCCUGGACGCGGCCGAGUACGGCAACAUCCCCGUGGUGCGCAAGAUGCUGGAGGAGUCCCAGACGCUCAACGUGAACUGCGUGGACUACAUGGGCCAGAACGCGCUGCAGCUGGCCGUGGGCAACGAGCACCUGGAGGUGACGGAGCUGCUGCUCAAGAAGGAGAACCUGGCGCGCAUCGGCGACGCGCUGCUGCUGGCCAUCAGCAAGGGCUACGUGCGCAUCGUGGAGGCCAUCCUCAACCACCCCGGCUUCGCGGCCAGCGGGCGCCUCACGCUCAGCCCCUGCGAGCAGGAGCUGCAGGACGACGACUUCUACGCCUACGACGAGGACGGCACGCGCUUCUCGCCCGACAUCACGCCCGUCAUCCUGGCGGCGCACUGCCAGAAGUACGAGGUGGUGCACAUGCUGCUGCUGCGGGGCGCCCGCAUCGAGCGCCCGCACGACUACUUCUGCAAGUGCGGCGACUGCACCGAGAAGCAGCGGCACGACUCCUUCAGCCACUCGCGCUCCAGGAUCAACGCCUACAAGGGGCUGGCCAGCCCGGCCUACCUGUCCCUGUCCAGCGAGGACCCCGUGCUCACCGCGCUGGAGCUCAGCAACGAGCUGGCCAAGCUGGCCAACAUCGAGAAGGAGUUCAAGAAUGACUACCGGAAGCUGUCCAUGCAGUGCAAAGACUUCGUGGUGGGUGUGCUGGAUCUUUGCCGAGACUCAGAAGAGGUGGAGGCGAUCCUGAACGGAGACCUGGAAUCGGCAGAGUCUGCGGAGGCGCACAGGCACAAGGCGUCACUGAGUCGUGUCAAACUUGCCAUUAAGUAUGAAGUCAAAAAGUUUGUGGCUCACCCCAACUGCCAGCAGCAGCUCCUAACCAUCUGGUACGAGAACCUCUCGGGGCUGCGGGAGCAGACCAUCGCCAUCAAGUGUCUGGUUGUGCUGGUGGUGGCCUUGGGCCUCCCGUUCCUCGCCAUCGGCUACUGGAUCGCACCUUGCAGCCGGCUGGGGAAGGUUCUGCGCAGCCCCUUCAUGAAGUUCGUGGCACACGCUGCGUCUUUCAUCAUCUUCCUGGGCCUGCUUGUGUUCAAUGCCUCAGACAGAUUCGAAGGCAUCAGCACACUGCCAAACGUCACGGUCAUCGACUACCCCAAGCAGAUCUUCAGGGUCAAGACCACCCAGUUCACGUGGACCGAGAUGCUCAUUAUGGUUUGGGUUCUUGGAAUGAUGUGGUCCGAGUGUAAGGAGCUCUGGCUGGAAGGCCCCCGGGAGUACAUCGUGCAGCUGUGGAACGUGCUGGACUUUGGGAUGCUCUCUAUUUUCAUCGCCGCCUUCACAGCCAGGUUCCUGGCUUUCCUCCAGGCAACGAAAGCACAGCGGUACGUGGACAGUUACGUCCAAGAGAGCGACCUCAGCGAAGUCACCCUCCCGCCAGAGAUACAGUAUUUCACCUACGCCAGAGACAAGUGGCUGCCCUCGGACCCUCAGAUCAUCUCUGAAGGCCUCUACGCCGUCGCCGUGGUGCUCAGCUUCUCCCGGAUCGCGUACAUCCUUCCUGCCAACGAGAGCUUCGGCCCCCUGCAGAUCUCCCUCGGCAGGACCGUGAAGGACAUCUUCAAGUUCAUGGUCCUCUUCAUCAUGGUGUUCCUCGCCUUUAUGAUCGGCAUGUUCAUCCUUUACUCUUACUACCUUGGGGCUAAAGUAAACGCUGCUUUUACCACCGUGGAAGAGAGUUUCAAGACUUUGUUUUGGUCCAUAUUUGGAUUGUCUGAAGUGACUUCCGUUGUGCUCAAGUACGAUCACAAAUUCAUAGAGAAUAUCGGAUACGUUCUUUAUGGAAUAUACAAUGUAACUAUGGUGGUCGUUUUACUCAACAUGCUAAUUGCUAUGAUUAACAGCUCAUACCAAGAAAUCGAGGAUGACAGCGAUGUGGAAUGGAAGUUUGCUCGUUCAAAACUUUGGUUAUCUUACUUUGAUGACGGAAAAACGUUACCUCCACCCUUCAGUCUAGUUCCUAGUCCAAAGUCAUUUGUUUAUUUCAUCAUGCGGAUCAUUAACUUUUCCAAAUGCAGAAGGAGAAGGCUUCAGAAAGACAUAGAAAUGGGACUGGGCAACUCAAAGUCCAGGUUAAACCUCUUCACUCAGUCUAACUCGAGAGUUUUUGAAUCACACAGUUUUAACAGCAUUCUCAACCAGCCAACACGUUACCAGCAGAUCAUGAAAAGGCUGAUAAAGCGCUACGUUUUGAAAGCACAAGUAGACAAAGAGAAUGAUGAAGUGAAUGAAGGUGAAUUAAAAGAAAUCAAGCAAGAUAUCUCCAGUCUUCGUUAUGAACUUUUGGAGGACAAGAGCCAAGCGACCGAGGAACUCGCCGUCCUAAUUCAUAAGCUCAGCGAGAAGCUGAGCCCCAGCGCGCCGAGAUGUGAAUGACGUGGUGGCCUGGACUGCGGCUCGGACUGUAGCACAGAUGUGGGCAAUAAUAUUUCUAAGUGUGAAGUACUUGAAAACCAUGGUGUACAUUUUUAGUAUUAACUACCUUUAUUAUGUGAAUGUUUAAAAGUUAGGUCUUAAUGAUUUUACUGUUUUAUCACAUGCAAACGGUCUUUAUUUUAAUUGUCUGCCUUGAAAUUACAAUGACACGCCAUUGUAUUUAAAGGACAAUUACUGCCAUUUUUGUCCAUUUUAGAAUGAACUUUACUACAUCUUUGCACUAUCUGUUGGCCUCCAAGAGACUGUAAGUAAGCUCCUUGGGGACAGGGACCAUGUCUUACUCAUUUUUAUGUCUCCAGCAUCUAGGACAGUGCCUGGUACAAAGUAGGUGCUCAGUAAAUGUUGCUGAAACCACCCAAACUGAACUGCCAACAAAAUACAAAUACAAAUAAAAAGGCCAUCACUACGUAGCA